Messenger RNA from Chanos chanos (milkfish), 3000 nucleotides. RefSeq names its product ankyrin repeat domain-containing protein 13C-like. The transcript is spliced from 13 exons. NCBI's taxonomy places the organism in Eukaryota, Metazoa, Chordata, Actinopteri, Gonorynchiformes, Chanidae. Gene Ontology annotation, cellular component: cytoplasm. Gene Ontology annotation, biological process: protein retention in ER lumen. The coding region runs from base 128 to 1678 and encodes 516 amino acids. Gene Ontology annotation, molecular function: signaling receptor binding. The record is from RefSeq and is a predicted model, not a curated record.
UUGUUGUGGUUUGGCAUCCGUUGCCAUCUCUGUUUUGGUAGCAGCUUCCAAUUUAGCAAGCUAGCCUGCAACAUAACUCGUAGAGUUCUGAUAACAAUCUCGAUUUACUGGAUUCGAAUUUUCGAAAAUGACUGGCGAGACGAUUUGCACCGUGCACAAAGAUCACAGACGGGACAAGGAUGAAAAUAUACUGGGAUCAUAUGAAGGAACCGCUAAUGCGACCGUUACAUCCACUGGUCGUUUCCUUACGAAUCGAACGAACAGAGCUAAGAAGACAUUUAAUCACAACAGCAAACUGGUGAAACAACACAACAAUGCAAACAGCAGCAGCAACACAACAGUCGUCGAUGACAACAAGAACCCCAUCGUUUUGACCCCAAGUAUUUUAGAUUUUCCAGUUCACGAGUGCGUGUAUAACGGUGACGUGCGGCGGUUGUCAUCGCUCAUUCGCACCCAGGACAUCACCCAGAAAGACGUUCAUGGAAACACACCCCUGCACCUGGCUGUGAUGUUAGGCCAUAAAGAAUGUGCCCACCUGCUUCUGGCCCACAAUGCACCUGUGAAGGUGAAGAAUGCCCAGGGCUGGAGCCCUCUUGCUGAGGCUAUCAGCUACGGUGACAGACAGAUGAUCACUGCGUUACUGCGGAAGCUGAAACAACAGUCAAGAGAAAGUGUGGAGGACAAGAGACCACGGCUGCUCAAAGCCUUGCGGGAGCUUGGUGACUUUUACUUGGAAGUUCACUGGGACUUUCAGAGUUGGGUUCCCCUUCUUUCACGAAUUUUGCCAUCUGAUGCCUGCAAGAUCUACAAACAGGGAAUCAAUAUCAGGCUGGACACCACGCUCAUUGACUUCAGUGAUAUGAAAUGCCAGAGAGGUGACCUUAGUUUUAUUUUCAAUGGGGAUGCUCCGCCCGCCCAGGCCUUUGUCGUGCUUGACAACGAACAGAGGGUGUUCCAACGAAUUCAUCAUGAGGAGUCGGAGAUGGAGACAGAGGAGGAGGUUGAUAUCCUGAUGGGCAGUGAUAUUUACUCGGCCACACUUUCCACCAAGUCCAUCACCUUCUCUCGCAGUCAGAUCGGAUGGCUCUUCAGAGAAGACAAAACAGAGCGCGUGGGAAGUUUCUUGGCUGAUUUUUACAUGGUGAGUGGGCUGGUUCUGGAGUCCAGGAAGCGACGAGAGCAUCUGACUGAGGAAGACAUCCUCCGUAACAAAGCCAUCAUGGAGAGUUUGAGCAAAGGAGGCAACCUAACCGAGCAAAACUUUGAGCCAAUGAGAAGGCCUUCUCUUAGUGCCCCAGAGCCAAGCAGCCUGUCCUGGGAGGAAUACAUUUCAGCUGAGCAUGGAAAAGCUCCUCACCUGGGCCGUGAGCUGGUGUGUAAAGAGAGCAAGAAGAACUUCAAAGCCACCGUGGCCAUGAGUCAGGAGUUCCCCCUGGCCAUUGAAUCGUUGUUAAAUGUCUUAGAGGUCAUUGCCCCUUUUAAACACUUCAGCAAGCUCAGAGAAUUUGUCCAGAUGAAACUUCCUCCAGGAUUUCCUGUCAAACUGGACAUCCCAGUAUUCCCAACAAUCACAGCGACUGUGACGUUCCAAGAGUUCCGCUAUGAUGAAUUUGAGGAGUCCAUCUUUGCCAUCCCUGUGGACUACAAAGAGGAUCCCAACCGCUUUCCUGACCUUUGACCUCCCAGAGAGGAAACUUCUGAGAGAUUACCACUACCAGCUCAGACAGACAGGCACUCAUAUUGAAUGUACGUCCAUGGUUUGUUUUCAUGUUCAAAGGGAAUGAUCAUCUAAUCUAAUUAAAUGUCACAGAGCCGGUUUGUAUUUAAGUGGAAUGUUAAAAGCUAUCUCCAGGAAGCAAUACUGAUGAUAGGUUCUAAAGAUACGAAUCAAAUACAAAGUGUUCUCCAAUAAAUCUGGCUUCCACUGUGAAGGGUCUAGCUAGAACUAUGUUCCGUGUCACGGACACCACUACACAGCUAUAUGGGAAUUUCUCUGGGAAGCUGAUAACUGGCUCAUUUUCCAUGACAAGAUUAUAUGAACUGUGUAAGAGCCAUGUUAAAUUUAGGCCAGUUUUCAGUGGUAUAUUAAAGCAGACCUUACCGGCAGCCCUAAUGGAAAUGGCUGAGUGUACUGUAAACGUUCCGCUAACAUUCUGUAGACAUACAGUGCAGGAGAAGAGCGAGGGGCAUUUAGCACAUAUCAGACCUCAAACUUUUUUCUCUCCAGUCAGGUUACUCCGAUACAUUUGACAUACGGUUUAAGUUGUGUUAUGACCAACAUGUUGCCUGGACUGAGGGUAUGUGUGAUUUGUCCCUGGGUGCGUUUGUUUUUAAUGUUGUGUGCAUGUUGAUAUGGCAUCAUGUUCAUGAUUAAUGUUUGGACAGCCCUCUGCAGCAAGAACUCACCCAAAUUUCAUCUCAAUCUCAGAGCAAACUGUGAAAAACCCACCGUCUCAAUAUCAAACAGUUCAGUUCUUUCACCAAGGGCUCAUCAUAAAUAUCCAUCAGUGCAGUUCAACACAGGCUAUUCAGAGGUCAUUUAUCUUGCUUUCCUACAUACUGUAACUCAGGUUUCUGCCUCAGUUACAUUUAAGCUAAGUGUUUGGCCAAAACCCACAGUGAAAUGAGCAGCGUGAUAUUCCUGUUGUAACCAAACCAGUACAGAAGUAUAUGUAGCAUUUUAGAUAUUUUUACCAAGCACCUGAUAAAAUACUUCUAAUAUAACCUUAACCCUUCUCAAACACACCAGCAGCAGGACCGAGACUGUAAGAGGAUGUAUGUUCUGUCUUACAUUCAGGAGAUGACUUAUGUUUAUUUAGGCCAUAAGGCCAGACUGAGGAUAAUAAAUAAAACUGUGGAUAAGGUAUCUCUCCAUAACCUCAUACAAACCCUGCGUCAGUCAACACAAUAAUGAUGCAUGUCAACUAUGUUAUCCCCUCCCUUCUUAACUCUAAACAAACUAUAAUACACCCAGUUAUUCAUUUGUUUAACUCAUGCAGC